GAAACCUCUCUCCACUUCCAUUUUGCGUGUGUUUCUUGACAACACAUUCCAUUGUGCCAACUUGAGGAGUUUCCAAGUCUCUCCUAGAAAGGCUUUCUGGAGCUAUGGUAAACAACGGCACAGCUGACGGGAGCAAAGCGUCACGUUUGGAUGGAUUUGCCUAUAAAUUGCGGCGACAAGGCGAUCCGGAUCAUCAUCCAGCCAAGCCAGCCUUCUCUAGUCGAGCAAAGCAAAACGAGCCAAGCCGAGAAGGAAAUGGCCGCGUUUCACAAGCUCGCGAUUCUUGUUCUUCUUGCUUCUCUUGGCGCCACUGCCGAUGCGAGGAAAUGGAGUCCCAAGAAGCCACCGGCGGUUCCCCCGAUGGUCUUUGGCACCAUCUUCUGCGACCGAUGCAUGGACAAGACCUUCUCGUUCGCAACCAUCGCCAUUCCAAACGUGACCGCGAUCAUCCAGUGCGGUGACUUCCAGGCAUCCAACACCACCUCCGAGUUUGGCGUCUUCGCCAUCGCCAUCCCGGCGGAGGUGGCCAGCUCCCCGGCGAAGCUGGCGUCUUGCUCUGUCAAGGUGGCCAGCGAUUUCUCCAGAGUCGAGGGCGAUCUCGGCACUUGCAACACUCCCGUCAAGUUCCAGUUCCAGCCUUGGAGCCCGCCAUCGCCACCAUCGAUGCCCGCAUUUCAGUCGUCGCUCAAAAUUGCCCGUCCAUGGCCCUUCUACAGCGCUGGGCCUUUCUUCUUCCAGCCGCCGGAACCUCUUCCAUCCUGCAACGAGAAUCCUUUCCGCCAUCCAAAACCAGCAGUAGCCGAUGAUCAGGGCUCGAGCGCGGCUCCCCCUCCACACCCUGCUUUUCCAGGAUUUGGAAACUUCCCACCAUUCUUUCCUGGAGCCAUUCCUCCGACUGCCAACAAAGUCGCUCCUCCUCCACACCCUGCGUUCCCAGGAUUUGGAAGCUUUCCACCGUUCUUUCCUGGAGCGUUUCCUCCAGUAGAUCACUCGACUGCCAGCAAAGUAGCUCCUCCUCCACACUCUGCGUUUCCAGGACUUGGAUGGAACUUCCCACCAUUCGUUCCUGGAGCAUUUCCACCGGUAGAUCACUCGACUGCCUUCAAAAUGGCUCCUCCUCCACACCCGGGAUUUGGAUAUCCUCUGAAACCAGCACCACACGGCUCCAACAAGGCGGCUCCUCCUCCACACUCGACUCCAUUCCCAGGAUUUGCAAACUCUCCACCAUCCUUUCCUGGAGCAUUCCCUCCACAUCCAAGCUCCAGCAAACCAGGAAGCGCUCCGCCAACGCAUGGAUCUCACUCCACUCAAGCACCGCCACCUUUCCACGGAACCAAGAAGCAUCAUCACCCAUAAA
Messenger RNA from Selaginella moellendorffii, 1357 nucleotides. RefSeq names its product formin-like protein 20. The transcript has 2 exons. The record is from RefSeq and is a predicted model, not a curated record. The coding region runs from base 151 to 1356 and encodes 401 amino acids. NCBI's taxonomy places the organism in Eukaryota, Viridiplantae, Streptophyta, Lycopodiopsida, Selaginellales, Selaginellaceae.